This is a messenger RNA of Nicotiana tabacum (common tobacco), 1000 nucleotides long. RefSeq lists its product as uncharacterized. Lineage: Eukaryota; Viridiplantae; Streptophyta; Magnoliopsida; Solanales; Solanaceae. The record is from RefSeq and is a predicted model, not a curated record.
UACUAGUCUUGACUAGCAAACAAGAGAAGUUCUGACGUACUCCAUAUAUUAUUGAAAAUUCUGAUUCUCCUCUUUUUGUAUAUUUACUUACAAAAUGUGGCUGAACUCUAGUUCUUUAUACAAUGAUGAGAGAGUUCUUCUUGAAGAAAAAGAAGAAGACGCAUUAUCAUUACGCGAUCUGCCAAAAAAUGAAGAGAACCAAACAAAAAAACAAUCUCCUAGAGGAAGCUUAACACAAGAAGAGUUUGAUUUCUGCUCGUGCGUUGGUUCUUUGUUGAAAGAUUCAGAAAUGUGUAAUGCUGAUGAAGUUUUUUUCCAAGGUCAAAUGUUGCCUCUACAAUGUUUGCCAAGUGAUAGCCAUAGUAAUGUUUUCAGGGGAGGAGCUACAUGUAAUGAACGAGGUUUAAUUGAAUCCUCCUCCUCGACAAGUUUUUCUCAGCAAAUAAGCGCACUUGGAAUUCGAAACCAGUUUCGUUCUCAACUAAGCCCGACAACCCAGGUUCAAUUUUCAAAGAUCACACACAGAAACAUCAACAGGUCUAACCCAAAGCCGAAAAUGUGGAGUCAUUUUCGUGUUGGGUUGGUGAAAACACCAGAAAUUGCACUAGAAGAUCUUAAAAUUCGUCGCAACAAGGAUUUCGCAAGUCAAAAUAGCACGAGUAGUAGCAGCAGCAAUAGCAGUUCGAGCAAUGACAAUAGAAAGAGGAUUAUAUUAAGCAAGAAAAAGAAGCAGAGGAAAAGGGCAUUUCCCGGAAGUUGCAAAUGUUCAGUGAAUUCAGUUGAAAUAGUUCCUUCUAAAGUUGUUACCAUAAACAGAGUCAGCACCACUGUGAAUUUGAAAGAGGAAAUGAAUGACCAUAAUAUUGAAGAUAAUUAUAAGGAUGUUACAGAGAUGAAGGAGAACAAAAAGAAACAAAUCGGGACACGUCAUCGAACGUUUGAAUGGCUAAAGCUGCUUUCACUUGAAUGUCCAGCAGAUGAAACAUAGAGAUUUUAAACA